Molecule: messenger RNA, 2415 nt
Organism: Juglans regia (Persian walnut)
Lineage: Eukaryota; Viridiplantae; Streptophyta; Magnoliopsida; Fagales; Juglandaceae
Exons: 3
Coding region: 1-2415 (804 amino acids)
Source: RefSeq, a predicted model, not a curated record
AUGAAGAACAAAGCAAACAGAAACAUAUUUCUGGAAGCUGUGUUGCAGCAACUCAACAACUUAGUAGCCAGCUAUGAACGAUUAGCAAUGCAGUCUGGUAAUACACACAGGGGAGAAGGAUCAUCCAAUCCAAAAGGUCAGUUCAAAAAUAAUCCAUUGUUUGAAGGGAAUGGGGGUAUACAUGCUAGAACUCUUAGAUUGGAUUUCCCCAAGUUUGAUGGGUCAGAACCCAUGGAAUGGAUUCUUAAGGCUAAAAUUUUUUUUGAGUAUUUUGAAAUACCUAAUGAGCAAAAAUUACAGGUUGCCUACUUCCACAUGGAAGGGAAUGCAUUGUCUUGGUAUUCUUGGUUAAGGGAUUCGGGUCCUAUAGGAGGAUGGGAAGAUUUAAUUGCAGCACUUAGGGUGCGCUUUGGACCCUCCACCUAUGAGGAUCCAAUUGGAGCAUUCACCAAACUAAGACAAACAGCCACGGUAGAAGAGUAUCAAACUGAGUUUGAGACUCUAUCUAAUAAGAUUAAAGGGCUGACAGAAGCAUUUCGCAUUAGUACAUUUAUCAGUGGCCUAAGGGAUGAUUUAAAAAUUAUGGUAACAAUGCUUAAACCUGAUACAAUCUCAGUUGCUUUUGGUUUGGCUAAGUUACAGGAGGAAGAAGUGACUAGGAGAAACAAAGGGAUGCCAAACAGAAACCAAAACCAGAAUUUAACCAACCACCCAUAUAUUCCCAAGAUACCGGGACCACCCCCCAUACUCAGAUUACCUCCACCACCACCAAGGCCUGAAAACAGAAUCCUUAUCAAUACUUACAAUCCAAAUAGAAGGCCCACCAUUCCCAUAAAAAGAAUCACCCCAGCCCAAAUGCAGGAAAGAAAGGAGAAGAGACUUUGUUAUUAUUGUGAUGAGAAGUUUCACCUUGGCCACAAAUGUAGUAGACUCAAGCUGUUCUUGUUGGAAGGGAUAGAAGGAGAGGAAAAAGAGGAAACCGAAUCUAAUGAAGGGAAGUUAACAGCCAUAGAAUAUCAAGGAGUUGAAGAAGAAGAAGAAGAGUUGGGUGAAUUGUUGAGUAUAUCAUUACAUGCCAUUGCAGGCUCAUUAUCUCCUAAAACCAUGAGGGUUGAAGGCAUUAUUAAUCAUCAAAAAGUUUUGAUUCUUAUUGAUACAAGUAGCACGCACAGCUUUAUGGAUUCAUAUGUAGCAAGGAAGUCAAAACUGCCAGGUGCUAAGGUUAAAUUACAGGGAUUACAACCACCAUUUAAUGCAUUGGAGGAGGAGGAACAUGUUCCAAAUUUAAAUAAAGGGUCUGUGAAAGGACUAUGGUUGCACUUGAUUGGUGGAGAAAAGACGAAGGUGGAAGGGGAAAAGGAACCUGUUCUUAAGCAGGUUAUUAACAGUUUUGAAGAUGUAUUUGCUGAACCUUGUGGCCUGCCUCCACCUCGGAGUCAUGACCAUAAAAUUGAGCUGUUGGAGGGAUCAAAACUAGCUUGUGUACGCCCAUACAAGUAUCCAUACUAUCAGAAAACAGAGAUAGAAAAGUUGGUGGCUGAGAUGCAGAAAAGUGGGAUAAUCAAGGGAAGCCAAGGCCCCUACUCAUCACCGGUAUUGUUGGUCAGGAAGGCAGAUGGAAGUUGGAGGAUGUGUGUGGACUACCGUGCAUUAAACAAAAAUACAGUGAAAGAUAAGUACCCUAUACCAAAUAUUGAUGAGUUACUUGAUGAACUUUAUGGGGCGGAAAUCUUUUCUAAACUGGAUUUGCGUUCAGGUUAUCAUCAAAUUAGAAUGCAUGAAGAAGACAUACAUAAAACAGCAUUUAGAACCCAUGAGGGUCACUAUGAAUUUAUGGUGAUGCAUUUUGGGCUUACUAAUGCCCCAUCAACUUUCCAAGGGCUUAUGAAUGAGGUCUUCAAACCUUAUUUAAGAAAGUUUGUUUUGGUCUUUUUUGAUGAUAUUCUGAUUUACAGCAAAUCUUUGGAGGAACACUUACAACAUUUGCAUAUGGUCUUAGAAACUUUGAGAUCCCAUCAGUUUUAUGCAAAGAAGUCCAAAUGUGUGUUUGGUUGUCAUGAGGUGGAGUAUUUAGGUCACUUAAUCUCCAAAGAAGGAGUGAAAGUCGAACCCCAUAAAAUUUCGGCUAUGCAAGAAUGGCCCCUACCCAAAAGUUUGAAGGCCCUAAGAGGAUUCUUGGGGUUAACAGGGUAUUACAGGAAGUUUGUAAAAGACUAUGGAGCCAUUGCUUCUCCAUUAACUGCCCUAUUGAAAAAAAAAAUGCUUUCAUAUGGACAAACAAAGCACAAGAGGCAUUUGAGAAGCUUAAAGCAGCGAUGGAGAAGGGUUGGGAGCUAUGCUUAUGCAGGAAGGAAAACCCAUAGCUUUCUUAAGUCAAGGGUUAAAGGGAAGAACUCUAAUGUUGUCCACUUAUGA